Messenger RNA from Moesziomyces aphidis, 1341 nucleotides. The record is from the annotation of a GenBank genome assembly. Lineage: Eukaryota; Fungi; Basidiomycota; Ustilaginomycetes; Ustilaginales; Ustilaginaceae.
AUGACGAGAUACACCAAGCUGGACGGAAGGCACUCGCUCGCCAAGAAGAUGGUCGACUCCGACUCGGAGCCCGAGCACGAUUACACCGUCGCCUCGGCAUCCUCCUCUCCGGUCAAGGUCGAGCCUGUCGCCGAGUCAGCAUCCGACUCCCCAUCCAAGGACAAGAAGAGCAAGAAGGAGAAAAAGGAAAGGAAGGAAAAGAAGGACAGGAAGUCGAAGAAGGAUGUGAGCGACGAGGCAGAUGGUGUCGACGGCGAGACUGGUGCCGACGCAGCGACCACAGAGCCUGCCGCAUCCACCUCGGCUGCGCCAUCCGAGCCAGAUGCCCCAGCCACUUCGGAGCCCAUCGAUUCAGAAGCGUCAGCAAAGGACGCGGAGCCGCCGACAGUGGAGAAGCUGCUGAAACGCGCCAAGCUGCUCAAGCUCAAGAUGAAGAAGGCCAAGAACGACGAGAGCAAGAAGCGGUUCCAGAAGAUGGCGCGCGACGUGGAGCGACAGGUGGAGCAGAUGUUUGGCUCGUUCGAGUACGGACCAAAGGGUCAGCUCAUCCGUCUGGGUGCUCCGCAGACCGACACCAUGUGGCAGUCUCGGCACAAGGGCGAAGACUGGUCUGCUCCCUCGGCCUCGCACGGUGGCGACGGCGGAUGGGGCGCACGCGCCGGCUACUCUGCCGCCAACAGCGCCAGCAACGGAUGGGGUCAGAACGACGAGCAGAGGCGCAUGGAUCGUCGCGAUGCGCGUCGCGAGGAGCGUGCCGAGCAGCGACAGGCCAAGCUCAAGUGUUUCGCAUGCCGCGGCAUGGGUCACUCGGCCAAGGACUGUCCCAACGCGCUCGACGCGCAGUCGAUCGCGCUCAAGUCGGACCGCGCCGAUGCACCCAUGGUGGGUCGCGACGCUGUGGGCAUCUGCUUCCGCUGCGGCUCGACCGAGCAUACGCUUUCCAAGUGUCGCAAGCCGGCGCUGAAGCACGACGAGCUCCCCUACGCCACCUGCUUCAUCUGCCACGCCAAGGGCCACCUCUCGUCCAAGUGCCCCAACAACGCCGGCCGCGGCGUGUACCCAGAGGGAGGCUCGUGCAAGCUCUGCUCGUCCGUCGAACAUCUCGCCAAGGACUGUCCGCUCUCGCUGCGCAACGAGGGCAAGCGCAACACCGACAAGGGCGCAAAGAGCCUCGUCCACCAGGUCAUCGUUGGAUCCACCAAGGAAUCCAACGCCAACGGCGGAGACGAAGACGACUUCCACAGCUUUGCGCGCAAGCGUGUCCAGGUCGAACAGGAGAGCAAGUCGGCAGACCCACCAGCCAAGAAGCACAAGUCCUCAGCCAAGGUGGUCUCUUUCUGA